Messenger RNA from Pristis pectinata (smalltooth sawfish), 4913 nucleotides. Its product is annotated as cadherin-related family member 2-like. The coding region runs from base 129 to 4199 and encodes 1356 amino acids. The transcript is spliced from 32 exons. Lineage: Eukaryota; Metazoa; Chordata; Chondrichthyes; Rhinopristiformes; Pristidae. Gene Ontology annotation, biological process: adherens junction organization; cell morphogenesis; homophilic cell-cell adhesion. The record is from RefSeq and is a predicted model, not a curated record. Gene Ontology annotation, cellular component: plasma membrane; catenin complex; adherens junction. Gene Ontology annotation, molecular function: cadherin binding; calcium ion binding.
AGAUAAUGUGGACAGAGAGGUCCACAGAGUAAAAACUUGAAGACACUUAAUAAAGUGCAAAUUUGUGUCCAGGUAUUGGCUGUUCCAAUGAGGAAAAUUGAGAGGAGAUCGGAAAUGUCAAAAUUUGGAUGCUAAUUUUCUACUUCCUAAUUAAGUUCUUAAACCAAAGGUGUUCAUGCUUAAAGACAGUUUCAGAAAUGGUGGCUGAGCAAAGGAAAAUUCUCCAGUGUUUUUCUGCAAUCUGCUUCAUUCUUAUUUCACAAAAGUCUGUUUUAAUUUGGUCGCAAAAUCUGGCUCCGACAUUUAUGGCAAACAUGACUGUUGUACGUGUGACUGAAGAUGCACCAAAAGGUACAUCUGUUUUCCGGAUAGCUGCUGAAGAUAAAGAUGGCGAUCCACUUUUGUAUGGGUUGGAGGGAGAAUUAGCAUCAGUUUACUUUACAGUGAACAGCACCAGUGGUGAUGUAACUAUUAAAGAAGCCAUUGACAGAGAGAUCUAUGCAAAUAGCAAUGACCAUUUUGGAAUAACCAUUACUGUUGAUGAUGGAUUAAACGCACUGGUGAAAAAGACGCUCCAUAUAUUCAUUGAAGAUGUUAAUGACAAUGCACCAGCAUUUAAAGGGUUACCUUAUCAAGCAGAUGUCGCAGAGCAGAAUGAAGAAGUGGGAAUGGAGAUAUUCAAAGUAUUUGCUAGCGACUCUGAUAGAGGCAAUAAUGGUUCAGUAACGUAUGAAAUUCUAGAGUUUAUACCCUCAGAUAAUGUUGAGUUAUUCGAAAUAUCCAAAAAUGGCAGUGUUUUCCUGAAAGGUCAGCUGGAAUUUGCAAGAGCCAGCAUUUACCAGGUUCUUGUCAAGGCAGUGGAUCAAGGCAAACCAGAAGCAAAAUAUUCAACUACAAGACUGAUCAUAAAUGUGAUUGACAUACCAAAUAAACCACCAGAGUACUUAAGCUCAGUUUAUCAUGUUCGAAUUCCAGAGAAUUUACCUGUGAACACAGUUAUUAUCACUGUAACAGCAAUUGAUGGAGAUAGAGGUAUUAACAACCCAAUCACAUACAGCAUUAAUGGUACCAGUACAUUUAAAGUAGAUAACGUAACUGGUAAAGUCACUACUGCCUCUAUGUUGGACAGAGAAAAUAUGGAAGAACUCAUUACAAUUGAUAUCACUGCUUUUGAACUUGUCAACGGUAUUAAGGACCUUUCAGCUACAGCAACAACAACAAUUACAAUUUUAAUACUUGAUGUCAAUGACAAUAAGCCAAUAUUUUAUUCAAUGCAUGGAACAUCUACUGACACAUUUCGUGCAAUAGUGCCUGAAGAGACAGCUAAUGGCAUGCCAAUUCUUCACAUUUUUGCACAAGACCUAGACCAAGGCAACAAUGGAACAUUUGGAGCAUUUCUUCAAGGACCAGAUUCUACAGCUUUUAAUUUGAAUCGAAAUAUCGUUUACAAUGAGGGGAUGUUAACAAUCCAAGUGGCAAACUCUGAGGCACUAGACUUUGAGAGGAAUGAUUUCUUACAGUUUCAGAUUUUUGCCAUUGAAUUGGAGACAAAAGAAAGAUUCAGUUCCUUUGCAAAUAUUCGUAUUGUCAUAACAGACAGAAAUGACAACCGUCCAGUGUUUAACCAGGAUUACUUUAUGCUCGAAGUCCCAGAAGAUAGCACAAAUGGCUACAAUGUGACUUGCAUUACAGCUACAGAUGCUGACAGUGCACAUUUUGGUGAGAUAACCUAUCAACUUUUUGGAUCUGACAGUGUGUUGCAGACAUUUGAUGUGGACCCAGUAUUCGGUGUGUUCUUUAUAAAAAAUAAAACACUUUUGGACAGGGAGACAAGACCACAGUUUUUCGUCACAUUACAAGCCAGGGAUGGCGGAGGUCUCACAACCAAUGCACAAAUACGCAUUUCCAUCUCUGAUGCAAAUGACCAAGUGCCUGUUUUCCAGGGAAAUAGUUACAGUGGAUUUAUUAAGGAAAAUGAGGUUAAAAAUAUUGUCCAGGUUCAGGCUUUUGACAGGGACCAAGCGAAUUCCCCAAACAGUGAAAUUACUUACACGAUCAUUGAUGGAGAUCUUGUUAAAUAUUUUAUAAUCAAUGGUUCCAAUGGAGUAAUAUCUGUGGUCAAACCACUGGACAGAGAAUCCAUGGAUGUCUCUUUGAAUGGAAUUAUUAAUCUGAUUGUCCAAGCCAAAGAUGGCGGUAAUCCAGCUCUCAGUUCCACAGUGCAAGUUGCCAUCACAGUGGAGGACGUGAAUGACAAUGGUCCAGUUUUUAACCAAAGCACAUAUUUUGUUGCUGUUCCUGAAGACCAGCAGGAUCGGUGUGUUUUUGAGGUACGUGCUUUGGACAGUGAUGUAACUGAUUCAAACCGGCUGAUGACCUACAGAAUUGAAGAUGGGGCAAGGGGCCAAUUUAUUAUCAGCACUGGGAGAGGAGAGCUGCAGCAAUCUGCAUGUAUCCAUGUAACUCCAGAGACCAGGCUUGAUUAUGAUGGUGGUCCACGGAAAUAUAGACUAACUGUAGCAGCCAUUGAUUUCGGGUUUGAUCCUAACACCGGCUACACAACCAUCCAAGUGGAUAUUUUAGAUGCAAAUGAUGAGGCUCCUAUUCUAAUUGGAAGUUCACUCUCCAAUGUGUUUGCAAAUGAAAAUGGAAUAAUCAAUACUACCAUUGUUACAAUCCAGGCUUUCGAUCCGGACACAGAUGCAGAAUUGCACUUCUUUAUCAGAGGAACUGAGUGUCUUGAUGAGAAGGGGAGAAAGAUGAAUAGUUCGCUCUGUAAGAACUGGUUUCAACUGACAGAGAGAUCCGGAUCUUUGGUCUACAGUGGCCCUGUUGACCGUGAAAGUGUUCAAGCUGUUUUGCUCAGAGUACAAGUUGUGGACUACAACACUGUGCAUUCUUCAAACAUGAGUGAGGAAGGGCAUGUUAAAAUUAUCAUUGCUGAUGAAAAUGACAAUGCACCUAUAUUUUCUGGAACUGAAAAUAGAAAAGUUGUUGUGUUGGAAUUUGUCACUGAGGGAUUAGAGGUUGCAGUGUUAGAGGCCACUGACCGUGAUGCUGGAAAGAAUGGUGCUAUCACAUUCCACAUUGGAGAAGUCAAUUUUACUGUGCCGGGGGCAUCACCAGUCAACAAAACAACAACAGAAUCCUUUUAUGUUCAAACAUCUUUGAACAGCAAGUAUAUGUGGGAAGGCAGUCUACGGAUAAAAAAUCAUUUGGAAUUAUCUCUAAAGGGAUGUUGGAAGAUAAAAAUUGUCGCCGUUGAUGGGGGAAAACCCAGCAACACUGUUCAUCACUUAUUAGAAGUCUAUGUCGUUAAUGGGAGCAGUAAAUUACAAUUAGUUUUUGACAAGCUGCCAGGAACAGUACUCCUCAUGGAGAAACAAAUACUGAGCAUUUUAGAAGCUGCUGUGCCUGGAACCAAUGUGGUUGUAUCAAAAGUUUUACCAGCAAUCAAGACCAGUAACUUAAAAAGGACCAUUAUGGACAUAUAUUUCAUUGAUGACAAAGGCAUUGUUGUCAAUCCGGAUGUUAUUAGAGGAGAGAUAGAAAAAAAUGUUUCUGCUCUUACCAGCCUUAUUGACCUAGGUUUGAGAGCGGUGGGUUCUCUCUCAUCUCAUCUCAAAUCUGAUAACAAAGCAAACCUGCACCGAGUGAUUUCUAUAUUAGCUGUUGCCAACAUAACUUCUGUUGCUUUGGCUGUACUUCUCCCUGUGUAUAUUAGACAAAGGUAUCAACGAAAAUUGAAAGCUGCUUCAUCAAUAAGUGUGGCACAGCUGACCUCUGUGAAAAGGAACCCCAUGGUUUUUGAUGUACCUGGAACAAACAUGUAUACCACAGAAGGAUCAAACCCAAUUUGGAAUAAAACUCAGUUCAUUGAAGUGACCAGCUGUUUUAAUGAAGAUACUUGUUCUGACCAGCAAAGUUUGAACUCUCUUGACGAUAAUCCCAUUGCUGAUGAGAAGGAUUACUUUAAUAUCCGGGAGCCAAACACCUACAAAUAUCAGGAAAAAAGAGGCAAUGUAUUUUUCAUAAGUGCACAAAAAAGUGAUUCCGAAAAUUCUCACGAGGCUACAGCCCACAACUUCCUUUCCAUUGCUUUAGCAUCACAUGAAGAAAGAAAAUGUGUAGGAAAGCCGAAAUCUGGAAAAAUGAUUAAUUUACUCAAUAACAGAAGACUGAAUGGUACCGAUCUGUGAAAGAAGAAUUUUAAACUGUUAAAUAUUUUGUGACUUUCUGGGUUGAUGUAGAGUCUUAACUGCAAAUGUAAAAAUUAGCCUUACCAUUUGGAGUUUUAACUUCUGAUUGACAGUGCAGAGGCCUGGAGAAAAUUGUGAGAUGAAGUCACCAUCCAGAAUAAACAUCCAAGUUCUCUAGGUCAGUAGGAAAGCUACCUGGUUUUGGGAUCUAAACGUGACUUGGUCACUAAGUUCAUUUGAUACACAGGUGGCUUAUAAGAAGUUCUGUUGCACCCUGAUCAAACCAUCCACUCUUAACAACACUCUGUCGUCUACAUAAAGUAGAUUAUGACUUUACUGAGGUAAUCUCACUCUCCAUAGCAUUGAAUUCACUAACUAACCUCAAACUAGAUUUAUAUUUUUUUCCAAACUAUUUGUAUGAAAGAAAUAGAAGACUUGGGUGAUUAACUUCAUUUCUAAAUGCCAAGUGAUAUUUAAUUAUUAUCCAGCUUCUUAUUACUGGUGACAUUUAUGAACAAGUACUGGACAGUGAAUAGUGAUUGUGCUGUUUGGGAGCCCGGGAUUACGGAAGCCAGUUGCAGUACCCUGGCUGAGAUGAGUUCACUCAGACCUAUGGUAUGUAUGGACUGUUUGAUCGGGUCGCCCCUCAAAGGCUGUGCUAACCAUCGUGAGGGAGCUCUUUCUGAUAUAUUUUAAUUUGACUGUUGUGAAAAU